AUGUCGGCGUCCAGUUCCGGUGCUCAAGCUAUCUGCCCAUGGGCGUUCAUGGGGUUCCUUGACUCGACUACUCCUCCGCCCACAGCUCCUCCUCCGCCCAAGGCGAAAACUUUCGCAUCAAUUGUUUCAGAUUCAAUUGAAUCAUCGGUGUCUCUUAGCCAACUACCUGCACCGAUUGUUCGCGGAGAUAAAACAUACAUUAAGAUCAAUGAGGCUCUUUAUCAGGAGCAAUUGAAAAGUUUCAAAACCAACCUCCUUGGUCGUCUACUACUCCGUAAAGGCUCUGCACCUUUGAAGACUGCUGAUCUCAAGGGUAUGCUUAACACUCUGUGGAAGCCCUCAGCUCCAUGGCGUCUUGUUCCGUUGGGGAAAGGAUACUUCGACAUUCACUUUGCAACAGAGGAUGAUUUGCGAAGAGUUUGGGGAGGGGGUACAUGCACCCUUGCUACUGGUAUUUUCAGAUUGGCUCAAUGGAAGCCAGAUUUUGUGCCGGGAGACGUUCUCCCACAGACCCAUGCUCAACUUUGGGUCAGAUUUUAUGGUUUGAGCCAAGACUAUUGGCAUCCUCAACAUCUAAUGGAGAUUGCUCAUGGAGUGGGUACUCCAUUGCAAUUAGACCGGGCUACGAAGGAGCGUGAGUUUGGCUAUUAUGCCAGAGUGUUAGUAGAUGUGGAUCUUGCCAGGGAAUUACCAUCUUCGUUGAUGAUCGAGCGUGAAAAUCAUUGUUUUCCCAUUGAAGUGGUCUAUGAAAAUUUGUGCACCCAUUGUGGUUUGGUUGGCCAUACUGCUGAUCGUUGUAAGCAACUAAACGACAAGGAACAAAGGAACAAGAAACAGCGUGAGAAGCCUUCUCAGCCUUUGACUACUGUAGUGCGUCAAGAGUACAGGGUAAAGCGUAAUGUGGUCACUUCUGAUAUUAGGCAUGAUAUGCAGAUGGUCUAUUCUUCUCCACCAAAUAUGACUAAUGAAAUUGUUACAAAGGAUCAACAUGCUGCUCCAACUAUGACAGUUGAUGACGACUCUCCUAGGGUCCAAUCUUCUGAAAGAGAAUUGGUAGAAAUUGCUCAGUUUGCACAAACCGUUAUUGAAGAGGCGGCUUUGGGUGAAAUGGAGACUAUUGCCCAGCGAGUAAUAGAGGAGCCAUUGGAAGCAACUAUUGAGGUUGCUAAUGCAAGGAAGGAUGACUUGAGCUCCUCGGAAACGACUGAACAAGUUCUUGAGGAGCAUUUUUCUUUGGAAAAUGCAGCAGGUGAGUUGACAAAAGGGAAAACUAGUGGCCAUGACUUAACUGAGGAAGACCAGUGCACAACUGGUAUUGAUGGAACCCCUCCUAGGGGGCAAUUUGAAAUGCAAGCAGUGAAUUCUAUGAUGGGGGGUGAUACAGGCCUUAAGAAUAUGACCCUUGUUCUUUCUAAAGGGCAGAAAAAGAGACUUCGCAAACAGCAAAGAGAGGAAAAGCAGCCAGAAGAGGGCACUGUGGAUCGUUACCCCGCAAGAAAUAGGGGUCCUCCUCAUAAGCUUAAUUUAUGA
Molecule: messenger RNA, 1530 nt
Organism: Rosa rugosa (rugosa rose)
Lineage: Eukaryota; Viridiplantae; Streptophyta; Magnoliopsida; Rosales; Rosaceae
Exons: 1
Coding region: 1-1530 (509 amino acids)
Source: RefSeq, a predicted model, not a curated record